AUGGCCUUGAGAAGCUUCACCAUGCCGGCAUCGGGGCGCAGCCCUCCACGGUUUGCUGUAAGGAGAGCAUACCGCUUCUUCUCCGUAUCCGCCGCGCGAAGCCAAAUCCUCGACGUCGCUGCACUUCCGGAUCGCACCGUCCCGCAUUACCACCAGACGAAAACGUCAUCGCUGCUCUCGUUGCACUGGCCUCAACCGCCGCGCAAUAUUCUGCUCAUGCCCAAGUUGCAUGCGCCCCAAGUCGCCCGCGAUGCUGUCGAGUUUGCCAAGUACAUCCAUAGCAACUAUCCGGGUCUGAACCUUAUCUUCGAGGGCCACAUUGCCAAGGACAUCCACGAGACGCUGCCCUUCCCAAUCUACACGACAGCCCCGAGCAGUGCGCCCACACUCUUCGCGAAGAAGAUCGACCUGGUCACAACUAUGGGCGGCGACGGCACCAUUCUGCGCGCAGCGAGCCUAUUCUCCAUGCACAACAGCGUGCCCCCGAUCCUCUCGUUCAGCAUGGGCACCCUCGGCUUCCUGGGCGAGUGGAAGUUCAACGAGUACAAGCGAGCAUGGAGGGAGUGCUACAUGAGUGGGUGUUCCGUGACGGUAGAGGACCUGGUCGAUCCCCAUACUCGUGCAGCCGUAGCAGGCCAGGACAACCCAGACUUCAUUCCAUUGUCAGGAUGGGACAGCGUCCGCGGCAACGGGCAAUGCAUGGGCCCAAGCCGUGCGUCCAAGAUCCUUCUGCGCAACCGGCUGCGCGUGGGCAUCUACGAUAGCGCGGGCCGCAACAUCAAUGCGCAGAUCAUUCCGACCUCGACCGCCGAACCGGACCUUGGGCCGCCCACAGCCGAGACCAACCACCCCCGCCCGACCUUGGCGAGUCCUCCUUACCUCCAUGCAAUAAACGAAGUCUCUAUCGACCGCGGCUCGCACCCGCACCUCGCCAUCAUUGACAUCUACGUCAACUCGCGCUUCCUCACCGAGGCCGUAGCCGACGGCAUCCUGAUCAGCACGCCCACGGGCUCCACCGCCUACUCGCUUAGCGCAGGCGGGUCCAUCGUCCACCCGCUCGUCAAGUCUCUGCUCAUCACGCCCAUCAGCCCGCGCAGCCUGAGCUUCAGGCCGCUGGUCUUGCCGCUGCAAUCAAAGGUUGUGCUCAAACUGAGCCUGCGGAACAGGGGGAGGGAGCUGCCGGUGAGCAUUGAUGGGAAGAGGCGGGUCGGCGUGACGAUUGGGAUGGAGGUCCGCGUGGAAGGGGAGAAGCUGGAGAAGGGGCCUGAGGGGUGGCGAGGCGGAGUGCCCUGCGUGAUCAGGGCUUCGUCGGAUGGCGGGCCUGAGGACGACGACUCGUGGGUUGGCGGGUUGAAUGGGUUGUUGAAGUUCAAUUACCCGUUCGGGGAGCCCGUGGAGGAGCCAUGA
Molecule: messenger RNA, 1407 nt
Organism: Chaetomium strumarium
Lineage: Eukaryota; Fungi; Ascomycota; Sordariomycetes; Sordariales; Chaetomiaceae
Product: ATP-NAD kinase-like domain-containing protein
Exons: 1
Coding region: 1-1407 (468 amino acids)
Biological process (GO): NADP+ biosynthetic process; NAD+ metabolic process
Molecular function (GO): NAD+ kinase activity
Source: RefSeq, a predicted model, not a curated record